Octodon degus (degu) is the source of this 399-nucleotide messenger RNA. RefSeq names its product galectin-5-like. The transcript is spliced from 3 exons. Lineage: Eukaryota; Metazoa; Chordata; Mammalia; Rodentia; Octodontidae. Gene Ontology annotation, molecular function: galactoside binding; carbohydrate binding. Gene Ontology annotation, biological process: negative regulation of CD4-positive, alpha-beta T cell proliferation; negative regulation of type II interferon production; positive regulation of gene expression. Gene Ontology annotation, cellular component: nucleus; cytosol. The annotation marks the transcript as partial. The record is from RefSeq and is a predicted model, not a curated record.
CCGAUUCCUUUCUUCACCGCAAUCCCAGGUGGGAUGAAGCCAUCCAAGGUGGUCACUGUGUCAGGCAUUGUGUCUCCCAAUGCUACAAGGUUCCAUAUCAACCUGUGUGCUGGGACUGACAUCGCCUUUCACUUCAACCCUCGAUUCAAUGAAAGAUGUGUGGUCCGAAACACUAAGAUCAUGGGCUCCUGGGGGCAAGAGGAGCGCUGGCUGUCUGGCAACAUGCCCUUCAUCCCAGGAGAAAGCUUCACAGUACAGAUCACAUGCGAAGCUGACUGCUACAGGGUGACUGUGGAUGGCCAGCCCCUGCUGACAUAUGAGCACCGCCUGCAGGACCUGCUGUCCAUCAGUCAUCUGGAAGUAACCGGUGAUAUUACGCUUAUGGAUGUGCAGGUCUAG